Messenger RNA from Physella acuta, 1086 nucleotides. RefSeq names its product proteasome assembly chaperone 1. Gene Ontology annotation, cellular component: endoplasmic reticulum. The record is from RefSeq and is a predicted model, not a curated record. Gene Ontology annotation, molecular function: proteasome binding. Lineage: Eukaryota; Metazoa; Mollusca; Gastropoda; Physidae. Gene Ontology annotation, biological process: proteasome core complex assembly.
CAACGAGACUACAAAGACAGCUGUUUCCUGUUGUGUGAAAGAUGGCGACGUUCUUUGGUGAAGUUUUGUCAGUGUCAUCACGAGCAGUUGAUGAAGACGAUGAAGAAGAUGAUUUUCCCAUAACGCUUUGCUCUCCUACAAUUUAUUGGUCAAAUAAAGUUCAAGCAGAGAUUGACAAAUCUGAAGAGAAGAAAUUAAACUGUUCCAGUUUUAUUAUAGCCUGUGGAAUAGAAGCUAAUGCAUUUAGUGAAAUCUAUAUAAAAGAGUCAAGUUAUGAAAAGAUUGGUGGAAUAUUUGCCAGUCAAGUGGAAGAGGAUCCUUUAGCUAAGCCUCAAUCUUUUAAAGACAAAUCUUGCUUGAUUUAUCAGUGUUCUGAUAGGCCAUCUGUAUUAUUGUGUCAGUGUAGUCGGGAUGUUCUACCUGAAGAAAGCUUUACAUGGUCAAAAUUACUGAUAGACAACAUAAAUUUGAAUCAUGCAGCAAUAACAGUGUUAGCUGCAGCUAGCACAGGAAGCUACUGCAGCCAAACCCCUGCCUCACAAGUAGAGACUCCCUUUCUCAGAUAUCUAAAAACGGACCAGCUUCUGGAUGUACCAGUCUGUCCUGUGCUGGAGCAGCCUAAUAUGUUGACGGGGCUGCCUGCUAUGUUGAUGACAUUUUUCCAGGUUCUCCAGCUCCAAGCUGUUGUUUAUGUUUGUUAUAAAGAAAACAGAUACAUGGAUAUUACUGAUGUCAAGUCUUUUGCUCCGGUUUUGAAAGCUACAACAUUAAAGAGUAUAGCUAAGCCAAUAAAAAACAUGGAGAAGUUAAAAGAAAUAGUGGAGCAACACACAGUGCAUGAUUCUAUGUAUAUGUGAUUUGUUUAAUAUGAUGUGACUGGUUUAAUAUGAAGUGAAUGGUUUAAUAUGAUCUGAUUGGAAUAAUAUAUGUGUAUUGUUCAGUAUAGGAGUGAUGUGACUGAUUGUUCAAUCUGGUGUGGAUGUCUCCAUCACCUUGAAAAUAAUCUAGUUAUUGUUCUGAACAUUGAGAAAUUGGAUUGCAUUUUUGAAUUGUUUUGUUUAAUAAAAGUUCAAAUUUUUUCCUUUU